Molecule: messenger RNA, 1329 nt
Organism: Aspergillus calidoustus
Lineage: Eukaryota; Fungi; Ascomycota; Eurotiomycetes; Eurotiales; Aspergillaceae
Source: the annotation of a GenBank genome assembly
AUGAAGCAACUCGAGGAGAAUCUUAGCCAAGCUCUACAGAAAAUCGACCAGCUCGAAACCGAGGGCCGUCCUGGUGUACAGCGGGAAACGGCGACUGCUCCCAGUCAGUCGCCUAUAAUAAUUGCCAGUAGCCUCCAGGACUCGGGGCAGGAGGAGGUUUUUGACUUCGUAGACGUGUCACGGUCACUGGACUUGCCGCCGCUGCACGAAGCAUUACCGGCUGUAGAGAAAUACCUAGCAACACUCAAUUCCGUUAUGCCGCUUUUUCACCCCGAGAGAUUGCUGCAAUCGCUCAGAAGUUUCUACACGCCUCUAUUAAGUCAAAGGAACUGCUCCACGUCCACCUGGGCAGCGAUAAACGUGGUUCUCGCUCUCGCCCAUUCCUGUCACGUUCCUUCCGACCAAGCAGCGACUCCGAGCAGAAAUACCGCGGCCCACUACCUAAGCAAAGCCCAGUCCGUCCUGACGGAGGUGAUAAUGGGCGAAGCAGAUAUUGUUAAUGUACAAGUCCUCCUUGGUCUAGCAAUGUUGUUUCAGGGAACGCGGAAUUGGAAGCCCGCAGCGACGCUGAUUGCGAUUGCUCUGCGUCUUGCGCAUGAGUUUGGACUACACAAUCGCAGGAGCUCGAGCUCUGAAAAUUUCAGUGCUUCAGACACGCUUGAGCGAGAUCGCGUCUUUUGGAUUGCGUAUAUUAUUGAUCGGGAUAUCAGCAUGCGAACAAGGCAGCCACCUGUCCAGCUGGAGACUGAUAUGGACGUCGAAUUACCUGCAGCUGAGCCAGAAGAUGGGGCUGGCCUCGUUUUCGUCGCCGCUGACAGCAGCAGUUCCUUGAGCUUCAACUUCUUUCGUGCUCGGGUGCAACUAGCUGCCAUCCAGGGGAGGGUCUACGAAUCCAUGUACUCUGUGCCCGCCCAAUCUCUGACCGUCGCCCAUCGAAAUGCAAAUCUAGCAGCGCUUCGUAAUAUGCUGGACGACUGGGUCUCACAGAUACCACCACAGUUUCGUCCCAACGCCAUACUUCAAGCUUGCGACCCAGACCUUCUCAGAAGCUUUGGGAUCCUCUACUCUACGCACCUCUCAUGCCGUGCUCUAGUCUGUCGAGCUCAUGCCAUGGAGACGCCCUGGUUACAGAGCCUACAAGACUUUGGCGGACAGUCUCUGCAGCAGAGACGGGUUAUUGAGCCAGUACUACUGCUACCGCAAGGAUGGCCGGCGCUUGUAACCGAGUCUCGUGAGUAUAUGAGACUGUUCAUGGGCAUUGGACGGAAGGAUCCUGCGUUUAUCUGGUCAGUCAACCUGGUUUUAUACAACACCGUAUCCAUCCCUUGA